CCGGCCCCGCUCGCCCUGCUGCCACGGAGGAUGCUGAGCGGCCAUGGUCCCCUCUGCCACCGCCCUGGCGCUGUGCCUGGCGCUGCUCCUUGCCUGCCCCACGCUCGGUGAGGGGCUGGCCAUGCCCCGCUCCGUGCGCUUCGCUGUGGAGAUGGGGCGGAACCUGCUGAGGUGGGAGCCGGGCCACGGCUGCCCCAGCAACGCCAGCUACAACGUGGAGUACAUAGUCUACGGCUCAAGAAUCCCCUGGACAGCCAUCCCAGAGUGCAGCAACACCUCGGAGCACUCCUGUGACCUCACCCGCUACACCCCGGACCCGAAGCAGCGCUACCACGCGCGGGUCAGGGCCGUGGCUGGGAGCAACGCGUCCUCCUGGCAAAGGACCGGCGGCUUCUUCCCACAGCAAGCUGGCCUUCGCCUGGCGGGCCAGAGCCUCUCUGUGAUGGGCAACUCCAUCCAGGUGCGGCUGCGGCCGCUGCUCCGCUCCGGGAACGCCACCCUGGAGCACAGCGACUUCCAGAAGGAGAUGACCCGCUACCACGUGUACCUCAGGAGGACACGGGACAACCACACGAUCACCGUGGUGAAGAACAGCACCGAGUUCACCAUCGGCGAGCUGUUCUGGCUCACAGAGUACUGCCUGAGCGUGGAGCCCAGCCUGGCCAGCCUGCCCGUCCCCGCCACGCGCUCCGGCGAGCAGUGCGUCACCACCGGCCACAGGGACAGGAGUGCAGAGCUUCUCCCGGACAUCCUCAGCUCCUCCUUCAUCAUCCUGUCCUUGCUGGGCCUCCUGGGGGCUCUGCUGGUGUGUACCUACACCAGGAAACCCGUGAGGACACCGUCUGCCCUGAAGUCCCUCAUGAAGCAGACCUCCCUCUGGGGGGAGAAUGAGCCCCCAUCCUCGGGCAGCCUGGAUGCCGACCCCAUCCAGCAGCUCUUCCUGUGCCAGAAGGAGCCCCAGCCAGGCAGAGGCCCUGACAGCAGCACCCACACAGCCCAGCUGCCCCUGGAGCAGGGCUGGAAGCUCCCAGCAUGGCCCAAGGACCAGCUGGGCCUGCGGGGACCCACGGGGAGCAGAGACAGCAGCGGCACCAGCACCGACAGCGGCAUCUGCCUGCACAUCCCUUCCUCCUCCUCCUCCUCCUCCUCCUCCUCCCUGAGCUGCUCCACAGGCCCCCAGCCCCAGGGCUACAGGCAGCAGCUACCCACGGCUGAGGACAGCGGGGUGGGCUUGGAGAGCCCCUGCCCUGCUGCUGGCUGCUCCUCUGGCAGCGGGAACGCCAGCCCAGGGCUGUCCCCUGCCAGCAGCCAGGCAGAGGUGGAGUUCAGGGGGUACCUGCAGCAGUCCAAGGGCACCGUGGAGCCAGAGCGGGCCCUGGGUGAGGCAGAGCCCCUCUCGGGCUGUGCAGGGUCCGUGCAGGGCCUGGGCAGCACCGACACCGUGCUGGACGUGGAGUGCUCCGAGCUGGCCGUGUCCAAAGGGUAUUUGAAGCAGUGCUCCCCCGAGCAUCCCCUCACACAGGACCUGGCUCCAUGGGGAGCCCCUGCCUGUGACUUCCCCAGCCAGGUGGGACCCCAAGCCCCCACCCUGCUGAGCUGGGCAGCCCCAGCUGCUCCACUGACCUGCAAAAGCAGCCCUGAUCUGAAAACUCCCUUCGACCUGAACGUCUUCAACAACAACAACAACGCUGCCCUGCUGGGGACGCUGCUGCCCGUCCCCAGCUGGAUCACACUGCCCACCCAGCCCCUGGGCCAGCUCAGCGGGGACAGCAAGGACAGCCGCCUGUGACCCGUCCCUGGGGGCCACCAGCCCUGUGCUCUGACCCAACU
Pyrgilauda ruficollis (rufous-necked snowfinch) is the source of this 1830-nucleotide messenger RNA. It is a transcript of the gene IL10RA, whose product is annotated as interleukin 10 receptor subunit alpha. The coding region runs from base 44 to 1789 and encodes 581 amino acids. The transcript is spliced from 7 exons. Gene Ontology annotation, molecular function: protein binding. Lineage: Eukaryota; Metazoa; Chordata; Aves; Passeriformes; Passeridae. The record is from RefSeq and is a predicted model, not a curated record.